GUGUAGGGGCGUGAUUUAAUUUCAGACACCAUUAUUAAGCCCCGAGUGAACUGCUCUGCUGCUGCUCUUUCGGCUCCAGGUUGGCCAGAGCGGCAAAGUUCCAGCACAUCAAAAGAUCCUCCCGGUCGAAGGUCGACAGCAACCAACGGUGCAGACGGAUUUUAAUCGAACGAGGCGGCCUCUGCAACCUGUGAUCAACGAUUUGCAAUCCAGCUCGUGCGUGUCGAGUGCAAAAUAAUAGGACCUAUAGUCAUACUGCAAAACUGCACGACAAUGAAUACGCUGUACCUCGUAUACGUGCCACAUACGGUCGAGUACACACCUGCUGUCCAGUUUUCUACGCUCGAGUAUGCCACCGUGGAAAUCGGCAACGACAACAUCGUUCGAGGUCCUUUGAACAACGGCAAGCCUGUUGCGUCCAGUGACGAACUCGACGACGAUGGGAAUGCGGUCCAGCAGCUGAAAUUGCCAGGAGCCAGGAGAACCAUGCGUGCCGAUAGUUUCAGUUCAGAGGAAAACGAAGCUAUCGAACGUGGGGAAAGUUAUCCAGAAUCGAUGAUGCCCCCAAACUGGCUCGUCAAAGAUAGCUUCAUCAAUAACGUCGAGAAUGCGACAAAAUUUCAAACUUUCAACCAGCAUCUGUACCCAUCGUUGGAAUCCUUCUGCUCGAAGGGCGCACCGAGACUUCUUCAGGACACAAUAAUAGAAGACUCAACCUCUAGCAUCGACGAAGGAAUCGGACUGAGCGCAACGGAUGAUUCCGGCGAUGAUCAAAGCCAACCUGAUAACAAUAAUAACAACAGCAACAACAACCACCAUCACGCCGAUGACGACAAAUCCGGCUUCCACGGUCACCUUUCCGCCGAAGACGAGGCAGACUGCGACGGGAGGGACAUUAAUUCAGCGCUUAUCAAGAACAAGAAAAAGCGGAAGGCCAUCAGCCAUAAAUCAUACAAAUGCGAAAUCUGCGAGGAACUGUUUUCGAAGAAAAAACUGCUUCGGGAACAUCUCGACACGCAACAUCCGGGCCAGAACUCGAACCGAUGUCACAUCUGCGGCAAGACGUUCAAGCUACGAUCCAAUCUCAGGCAGCACUCCAGAAUUCAUACGGGCGAGCGGCCCUUCCGAUGCGAGAUCUGUGGGAAAACUUUCGUACAGGGCAGCGCAUUGACUGUGCAUAAGGAGCUUCACAAAGACAAAAAAGAGUACAAGUGUGAUGUGUGCAAAAAGGACUUUAAGUCAAAGUUUGCAUUUAAGAAGCACGAAAAAGUGCACAAAGGACUGCGGCCAUUUAUCUGUGAUGUUUGUGGAAAAUCGUUCACACAAUCGUGCAAUUUGAAAGCGCAUCUUCAGCUGCAUAGCGGAAACCAUGCCUUUAAGUGUACCACGUGUUUCAAAACAUUCCGUUUCAAGUCCCACUACAAAGACCAUCUGAUGACGCACACCAAGGAUAAAAAAUACUCCUGCACGAAGUGCGGGCGUAAUUUCGCUUACAAAAACUCCUACCAACGCCAUAUGCAGCACAUCCACAGGGACGAAGCACACCAUCAAUGUAAUAUUUGUAGUAAAACUUUUGUGAAACUUAGUCACCUUACCUUCCACAAAAAGUCCCACCGCAAGGGCAGCUCGUUAGUAUGUGAAAUGUGUGGUUCGCUUUUCGAGAAGGAAAGUACCUUAACUAAUCACUACCAAACUGCGCAUAUGAUAUCCACCGAAUGGAGACUCUUUAAAUGUGUCAUAUGUAGCAAGUCAUUCAAGGAGGAAUGCGAACUGACAACACACUUUAAACUGCACGAAGCGGACGACUGUCCUUUCCAGUGCGGAAUGUGUGGGAUCCUAAACCUGAGUCAAGCGUAAGGAUAAUUAGCACAAAGGGUUCGAGACUGUAACACACGCGUCGCGUUCAGCUGCCCUCGGUACUUUAUGCAUUCCUAGAUAAGCAAAAGUAAAAGUGUUGUGAUAUGUACAAAUAUAUAGGAGUUGUCUUGUGUUGUACAACAUUUAGAU
Molecule: messenger RNA, 2007 nt
Organism: Sabethes cyaneus
Lineage: Eukaryota; Metazoa; Arthropoda; Insecta; Diptera; Culicidae
Product: zinc finger protein ZFP2-like
Exons: 3
Coding region: 274-1857 (527 amino acids)
Biological process (GO): regulation of transcription by RNA polymerase II
Molecular function (GO): DNA-binding transcription factor activity; RNA polymerase II cis-regulatory region sequence-specific DNA binding
Source: RefSeq, a predicted model, not a curated record